This is a messenger RNA of Perognathus longimembris pacificus (Pacific pocket mouse), 813 nucleotides long. RefSeq names its product succinate dehydrogenase [ubiquinone] cytochrome b small subunit, mitochondrial-like. The transcript has a single exon. The record is from RefSeq and is a predicted model, not a curated record. Gene Ontology annotation, cellular component: mitochondrial envelope; membrane. Gene Ontology annotation, biological process: mitochondrial electron transport, succinate to ubiquinone; tricarboxylic acid cycle. NCBI's taxonomy places the organism in Eukaryota, Metazoa, Chordata, Mammalia, Rodentia, Heteromyidae. Gene Ontology annotation, molecular function: heme binding; ubiquinone binding.
AUGGCGGCUCUGAUAAGGCUGAAUGUCCUCUGCAGUGCCCGAGGAGGCUGAGCUCUCUUCCUCCGAACCCCCGUGGUGAGACCUGCUUGUGUCUCAGCAUUUCUCCAGGAUUCACAUACCCCAGGCUGGUGUGGAACACAGAACAUUCACCCGUCACCAAGCCGACAUGCCGGAUCCACAGCGGCAUCUCUCCACUGGACUGGCGAGAGGGUUCUCGCUGUUGGCCUCUUGGGCCUGCUUCCAACUGCAUAUUUGAAUCCUUGCACUGCGGUGGACUACUGUCUGGCUGCAGCCCUCACACUCCAUAGUUACUGGGGGCUUGGACAAUUUGUUACUGAUUAUGUUCACGGAGACACGUUGCCAAAGGUUGCUAGAGCAGCCCUGGUGCUUUUCUCCUCUGUAACCUUUGCUGGGCUUUGUUAUUUCAACUAUCACGAUGUAGGCAUCUGCAGGGCCCUGGCCAUGUUGUGGAAGCUCUAACUUCACCCAUUAAGAAUUGACUGUAUGCACCUUUGUCUCUUCUCUGUCAUGCCAUUCAGCUUACAAUAAAAAAAAGAAAUAACAGAUGAGUACACUGUUGGAUAAACCUCCUGAUUAUGUGGUUAUUUUCAGAAUUUAAUGUGGAGGAAAAUUUUGAGAGGAAUUAGAUCUAAGAAACUGACACUGAGUUCUGUGUUGUGGUGAGUAAAUCCAUUGUCUUCCCACCUCAUAAAACCACUGGUGUCAACAGUAUAUGUGGUUGGUUUCUUUGUUUUUAUUUUUAGUUUCUUUGCCUUUUAACUUAUCAAUUUAUCAAUCUCUUAAAAGAAUUCA